Molecule: messenger RNA, 813 nt
Organism: Rosa rugosa (rugosa rose)
Lineage: Eukaryota; Viridiplantae; Streptophyta; Magnoliopsida; Rosales; Rosaceae
Exons: 3
Coding region: 173-550 (125 amino acids)
Biological process (GO): proton motive force-driven ATP synthesis
Molecular function (GO): proton transmembrane transporter activity
Source: RefSeq, a predicted model, not a curated record
GAAAAUUCCGAAUUUGCCACUGCAGUGAAAUAAGUAAAGGAAGCCCAAAGUGUAAAACCCUCUAUCUCUCUCUUCCAUCGCAAAUUAGACCGCAGCGCAAGGGCUUCGCACUCUCUCUCUCUCUCUCUUCGGCUUUGAAUUCGAUUCCGACGAAGGAUUGACCUGGGCAUCGAUGGCGGCGAUGGCAUCAAAGUUGCGUCAGUUGCAGUCCAAGGCUUGCCAAGCGACUCAGUUUGUGUCCAAGCAUGGAACUACCUACUACAAGCAGUUGUUAGAGCAGAACAAGCAAUACAUUCAGGAGCCGGCAACUGUGGAGAAAUGCAGUGAGCUGUCAAAGCAAUUGUUUUACACUCGACUUGCUAGUCUUCCGGGUCGGAAUGAAGCACUGCGGAAGGAACUUGAUUAUGUCAAGAGUUUGUGGAAGAACAGGCAGGACUUGAAGGUUGAAGAUGCUGGCAUUGCUGCUUUGUUUGGGCUGGAGUGCUUCUGCUGGUUUUGUGUUGGUGAGAUUGCAGGAAGGGGAUUCACUAUCACCGGUUACCAUGUCUGAGAACAACCAUUUGGUAAAAUGUUUGUAGGGAUUUCAUGUGUAAGCCUCCAUUUUCAUUUGCUUCUGAACUUCGGGUACUCCACUUGCAAUUUUUGUUUUCCUAAAGAAAUUUUUGAAGCUGAGAGGUUGGUAUGCAAGUUUGACAGCCUUAAUAAUCAAUGUAAUUGAAAGUAACAUGGAUGGAGUUUAUCUGUUAUUUUUCUUGGAAGCAAUGACCAUUGCUCAUUAAUGAUGAUAAUACUGCAUGAAUUUUAUUGGAUUCA